Messenger RNA from Monodelphis domestica (gray short-tailed opossum), 2395 nucleotides. Its product is annotated as zinc finger protein 527-like. The record is from RefSeq and is a predicted model, not a curated record. Gene Ontology annotation, cellular component: nucleus; nucleoplasm. NCBI's taxonomy places the organism in Eukaryota, Metazoa, Chordata, Mammalia, Didelphimorphia, Didelphidae. Gene Ontology annotation, molecular function: DNA-binding transcription repressor activity, RNA polymerase II-specific; RNA polymerase II cis-regulatory region sequence-specific DNA binding. Gene Ontology annotation, biological process: regulation of cytokine production; negative regulation of transcription by RNA polymerase II; regulation of immune system process.
GGGGAAAGGCCGUAAGUGUAUGUGUGUGUCAUGGUGUGUGUAUCCAUGGCGGGGAUCCUAGCACCACCCCGUCAGGCCGUGUGGAGCUUCGCUCCAUUGAUCUAUUAGUCCUUGAAUCAAUAGACACUUAUUGGGCGCCUGCCGAGUGCCGGGCUCUGGCCUGAGGCAGUUUCGACAGUAAAGAAGCAGGGGGGCGGGGGGGAUUGGCAGGGGAGAAGGCUGCAGGCUUCUGAGCCCGGAAGCCCGGGCAGGACUCCAUUUCCCAGAAUGCCGAGCGUCUGACGUCACGUGCACACAGAGGAAGUCUCUCCCCCUUGGGCUGCCACCCCCUGAAGGACCCCAGGGUGGCCCUGCAGAGAGCCCGCAGCCAGAGGAAUGGCCCCCGGGACCCCGAGGCCCCCCUCCCAGGCGUCAAUAACAUUCAAGGAUGUGGCUGUGGACUUCACCCAGGAAGAAUGGUGCCUAUUGGACCAUUCCCAGAAAGCCCUGCACCAGAAGGUCAUGCUGGAGAAUGUGCAGAACCUACUCUCUGUGGGGAUUCCAGUUUCUAGAGGAAAUGUUAUCUCCUGUUUUCAGCAAGGGAAAGCACCAUGGCUGCUAGAGCAAAAAGGCCCAAGGAGCUCCUGUCCAGAGGCAGAAAUUAAUUUUGAAGUGAAGGAGUUGUCCACAAAGGUGAGGCUUAUGGAUGGAUCUGGCCUCCAAGGAAGCAUGAAUGAGGUUUCCCAUGACUUCAUUUUGAGAGAUAUUUGUGACUCUACUAUCAAGGUAAAUCAAAAUGCAAGGUGUGACUGUGAAUUUGAUGAAACUGCAGAGAAAUUCAACCAACAUUCAGCUCUAACUCGAUAUAUGAAACAGAACUCAGGAAAUGACUAUUGUCAGGAUAGUGAAUAUAGGAAAUGCUUUCUUGAAAAAGUAGGACUUAUUCAGUCACCUGAGAAACCUGAAACGCCCACGUAUCAAGGUAAUGUAGGAGGAAUGGCCUUUGGCUGUAGUUCAGGCCUCAGUAGACAUCCAAAAAGUAAACAUGUCAAGAUGGUUUGCGUGAGUGAUGAAGGUGGGAGAUCCUUCAGUGAGAACUCUCAGCUUGCUGCUCAUCUGGGAAUCCACACUGGAGAGAAACCUUAUGAAUGUAAACAAUGUGGAAAGGCUUUCACAAAGAGGAGCAAACUUGCUACACAUCAGAGCAUCCAUACUGGAUUGAAACCUUAUGAAUGUAAACACUGUGGAAAAGCUUUCACACAGAGGUAUCAUCUUUCUACACAUCAGAGAAUUCACACUGGAGAGAAACCUUAUGAAUGUAAACACUGUGGAAAGGCUUUCAGAUGGAGUUACAAUCUUACUGCGCAUCAGAGCACUCAUACUGGGACAAAACCUUAUAUAUGUAAACAAUGUGGAAAGGCUUUCACACACAGCGCCAGUUGUUCUACACAUCAGAGAAUCCACACUGGAGAGAAACCUUAUGAAUGUAAACUCUGUGGAAAAGCUUUCACAUGGAGUGCCUCUCUUGCUAAGCAUCAGAUUGUCCACACUGGAGAGAAACCUUAUGAAUGUAAACAAUGUGGAAAGGCUUUCAAACAGAAGGACCAUCUCACUAGACAUCAGAAAAUUCAUGCUGAAGAGAAACCUGAUGAAUGUAAACAGUUUGGAAACACUUUCACACAGAGAGGCACUCUUGCUGCACCUCAGUGGAUACAUACUGGAGAGAAACUUUAUUAUGUUGGAUAUGUAUUAGGUUCUUUGGUAAUUGGAUAAUCAGUCUUAAAAUUUUUUUGAUAAAUUGGGAAUAGGUGAAUAAGAGAGAGGAGUUGAGUGAGCUGGAUUUCUUUAAGUCAGAAUAGAAUCUGAAAGAGAAAUGAUGGGAAGAGAACUUUCUCAAGGAGCCUUGGGAAAGUCAGUUGAAGCAAUGAUCACUCUUUUGGCUGUCCUGAUCCAGGAAAGUUUUCCAAGGUGCUUGCUCCUUGUAUCAAGGUCUGGCAAAUUUUCUUAAAACAUCCUAUCAGGCAAGAGGAGAAUAGUAAUGCUCCAGUAUCUCUGUUUCACCAGUGGUGGCGGAGAGCAAAGGAUGAGUGGAGAAUUCAGUGAAGUUCUGACAAGCUGAAUUUCAUCUGAGCAGCAGGAAAGGAAUCUGUCUUAUUCCUUUCUGUUUGUUAAGUUAAUAUUUCAGUUUAAGAUAGUUAAUUAGUUUUGGGGAAUAGAUUAGUAAGAGUAGUUUUAAGUAGGCUUGUGAAUUCAAGCAAGAAGAAAGUCUCAUGAAAGACAGUUGUGGGUUGUUAGCUAGUAUUGAUUAGAUUUAGGGAAAUAUAUUUCCUCAACUUAAUAAUUACAUUAUCUCCAAUUUCCUUUUCCUAUCACUGUACCUAUAUAUGUAAAUAUAAAUAAAUUUUUUUAUACAAAA